Messenger RNA from Drosophila elegans, 1023 nucleotides. RefSeq lists its product as uncharacterized. The record is from RefSeq and is a predicted model, not a curated record. The transcript has a single exon. Lineage: Eukaryota; Metazoa; Arthropoda; Insecta; Diptera; Drosophilidae. Bases 36 to 797 code for a protein of 253 amino acids.
ACUCUCGACACCCGAAUCACCAGGAUCUCGACGGGAUGGACAACAUCUACCACCAACAAGGCACCCGGGCAACGGUCAUGGAGUUGGAUCCGAUGACCCAGUUCAUCCGCAGCAUCUACAGCCAGGGCCUGAUCAUCAUCUUCGCGACGGUGGGCGCCUGGCUGCUCCUCCUUGUGACCAAUGUGCAUCUGCACAGGUACCUGCCCUUUCCCGUCUACGUGCUGGCCAUCACCAUCUUCCUGACGAUGGUUGCGAUGCACUGCAUCCCCAAGAUAGCCUACAGUUCGCCCUGGAAGUGGAUAAUGGUGAGUCUGGUGGUGCUGUGCACCACUGUCCUUGGCUGUAGUAUCAUUGAUAAGUUGAGCACGCUGACCAUAAGCCUGGUGAUGUUCGGCGUGGCCCUCAUCAUCCUGGUGCUCAACUUUUCGGGGGCCAAGUGUCCGCUGGAGUUCCUGCCCGGCGGCGUUUUCUCCACGCUGCUGAUGCUGGCCCUCCUAUUGGUACUGAUCGCCGUGGGCAUUGCCCAGCUCUUCACGGGGAACGUGGAGCUGCUCGACGCCUUCGUCUCCAUCCUGUUCAUCAUGGUGGUCAUAGGCAUUCCCAUUCAGGCACAGUUCAAUCACGGCCGCUUGGACAUCGUGGAGGUGAUGCCGCGGGAGCACCUCAUUAUCUGCACUCUGACCUUGUAUCUGCACACCAUGAUGUUCUUCUGUUGCGUCUGCUACUUCGUGCUGGUGACUGAGCGGAAGGCCUCCACCGAGCCCACAACGGUGACCGAAACCGAUAGGCAACUCUAACUCUAUGAUUGAGGAACUCUAGCUUCUUCGGCGGACUGCCUUAAUCAAUCCGAUGCUUAUCGCGCGGCAGAUCUCAAGGACUCUAAAGGCCAGGAUCGAAAAUGACGAGGCGAUCUUGACAUUCCGUCUGGGUAUGGAAGCACUUUGAAGCCCUUCCCUGGUCAACUAGACUAUUAACGCUACAUAGAAUGCAAACUGCACUUAUUUGAUUUAAUAAAAAUAUCAA